AUGGACGACGACCGUAUGGACGACGCGCCCGCCGAGUCCAAGGUACCUGAUCGCGCCCCCGAUCGCCUGGCCGCGCUCAUUUGGGAUAGGUUCCCAUUUUUCAUGGCCGUGCCCUCGGACGACGAUGAUCUGGACGCCACGGCCAGAAAGGUGCGUACGCUGGCCGACGCAGUCGCCAAUGGCUGCGAGAUCACGCUAUCGCCAGCCCAAGACACGCUCCCGGGUAGACGAGACGUAGAGGACUUUGCCAAGGAACGCAUGCUGGCAGUCGAGCGGGAGCAUUACGAACUGUGGAAGAAGGGCGCCAUCCAACUGCCGCCAUUCGACUGGGAUGCCAAUAAAUUGCAACUGCACAAGAACCAGAAACCCGAGAACUUCUAUGGUCGCAUGGCGGCCAUGGACAUCAUCUGGAACCACCAAGGCACGACGCCGGAGAACGUGAUCUGGCUCUCGAAUAAUAUCCGGUCGAUGCUGCCGCUGGUCAAGGCCGUCGAGAAGAUGCUGGGCGCACAUGCGCAUCUGGAGCAGUGUGACCCACUGGCGAAAUUCAGCGAUCAGGAAGUUGCCGAGAUCCAGAGUCUGCAGUUCAUUUCGGCGGUCGUAGAUGCGAACGUGGCACGAGAGAAGGCGCGCUUCCAGCAGCUGGUGGCCUCGAUCAAUGCGUCGCAGGAGAAGUUGAAGGCGCGGCUGAAGUGGUUUGACAAAUAG
Molecule: messenger RNA, 708 nt
Organism: Penicillium argentinense
Lineage: Eukaryota; Fungi; Ascomycota; Eurotiomycetes; Eurotiales; Aspergillaceae
Exons: 1
Coding region: 1-708 (235 amino acids)
Source: RefSeq, a predicted model, not a curated record